GUCUAAAGUGGACAGAGGUUAGAGCUGAAGCGCGGCCCGGGGAAGCAUGGAGGCGGCAGAGACUAAGGCGGAGGCUGCUGCCCGAGAACUGCUUCGGCCGCUAACAAGGGAGAACUCUGGAGAGCCUAGACCCAGGGAUCCAGCCCCCCGUCCUUGCUCCUCCUCAGGGCCCUGGCCAAGGUGGCAGACAUCCUGGAGCCUAUAGGUCUUCAGGAGGAGGCAGAACUGCCCGUGCAGAUCCUGGCUGAGUUUGUGAUGGACUCCCGGAAGAAAGACAAGCUACUCUGCAGCCAGCUUCAAGUAGUAGACUUCCUGCAGAAUUUCUUGGUUCAGGAAGGCACUGCCCAGGACCUGAACCCCUUGGCUUCUGAAGACAUGAGCCGGCAGAAGGCAAUUGAAGUCAAAGAGCAAUGGAAAGAGCUGAAGGCCACCUACCAAGAGCACGUGGAGGCCAUCACAAGUUCCCUGACCCAGGCACUGCCCAAGGUGGAGGAGGCCCAAAGGAAGCAGGCCCAGCUCCAGGAGGCCCUUGAACAACUCCAGGCCAAGAAGCAAGUGGCCAUGGAAAAACUCAGAAUAGUCCAGAAGCAGUGGCAGCUACAACAGGAGAAGCGUCUGCAGCAUCUGGCAGUGGUUUCUUCAGAGGUGAGGGAGCGUCAGACAGGAACUCAGCAGGAGCUUGAACGGCUGUAUCAGGAACUUGGAACCCUGAAGCAGCAGGCAGAGCAGGAGCAGUACAAGCUGCAGAGGCACCAGACCUUCCUCCACCUGCUAUAUACCCUUCAGGGUAAGCUGCUAUUCCAUGAGGCUGAGGCAGAGGCAGAGAUGCCACAAGAGCUGGAUCUUCCUAAGGAUAAGCCCCAGCAGCUGACCCAGCCCCAGGAGCAGAACAUUCGGGACACCAUGGGGAGAGAUGAGGGUGUGUCCUCCAAGGCCAACAACCCACAGCCUGCUGGAGAUACAGGCUUACCAUGGCUUCCUGGGAGACAGCAACAUGGGGAAGGAUCCUAGAGCAGGUCAGACUCCAACUCAGGCCAUGGUGUGUGUCCCUGGACUGUAGGUAUGGCAGGCGAGGGUCUCUGGUCUAUCUGUCUCUGUUUCUGUGCUCCGCUGUUCAUGGAGGGGAUGGGACAUGGGAAGGAGCAAGGAGUUUAUCUUAUGGAUGAAGUUUUGUACAUUAUCCCCAUGCCCAGCCUACCCUGGGCUAAUCCCUCUCUUCCUCUUCCCCAGCUCUCUGGCCUCACCCACAUUGCAGGA
Molecule: messenger RNA, 1257 nt
Organism: Eubalaena glacialis (North Atlantic right whale)
Lineage: Eukaryota; Metazoa; Chordata; Mammalia; Artiodactyla; Balaenidae
Gene: ZWINT
Product: ZW10 interacting kinetochore protein
Exons: 9
Coding region: 256-1011 (251 amino acids)
Biological process (GO): mitotic sister chromatid segregation; establishment of localization in cell; mitotic cell cycle checkpoint signaling
Cellular component (GO): cytosol; kinetochore; nuclear body
Source: RefSeq, a predicted model, not a curated record